AUGUGUGACCCUCCAAGUUAUGACCAAGAUCUACUUAAUCGGCUUAAUGCGUUAAAGAAGACGAGUAUUCAACUCGAUGCAUCUCCCCGUCCACCACUAAAUGUUUUUUCAAAGGAGUCGACACCUGAAAUAGACUUGUCCGAGAGACUUCGGAGCUUACGAAGCGGAACUCCAUCGAGAAUCUCCACCCUUCAAGCUUCCGCGCCCGUUAGCACCCCGUCGCCUCCACGACAAUCCAGUUUCUACAGUCAAACCAUAGCGAGCGAUGCCGCUCCCCUAUUUUCAAACGAUGCCCAUGAUGAUAAAUCUCUGGAUGAACUCUUAGCAGAACUUGGGUCUGGAUCCGAGUGGCUCAAUCCCGAUGAUCCAAAUGAUAUUCAGAAACUUCUUGAUGAAGCCCAGAAAGCUUUGCCAGGUCAUGAUGACGUCGCUUCAGAAGAAGAAGUAUCAAAGGAGGCAUCAGAAGAGAAGCAGCACAAACAGAAGGGUAAUGUCUUGACAAGUGGUCUUGAUAUGUCGGUAUUUGCUGUAGAUGACGAGGAGGAGCACGGAGAAGCUAGGGAGAAACAAAUAGAGGGCUUGGACAGCGAAUCACGUGAAGUGCAGGAUAUAGUUGCUAGAUUAUUGGAUGAGGUGAAGCUAGAGGAUGCGGUUAAAGCUGAAGAAGAGCAAGCACGGGAAGCUACUAACGCAGACACGGAUAGGAAAUCCCUCUCAUCGUUUCCAAAAUACAAACAGAAUGAUGACGAGAAACCCGAUAUCACUCUCCCCUCGGCCCCAUCAACACAGCCCGAACCGAGCCGCAAAUCCCUCGAUUUCGAAUCCGAUAUCACGGCGCGAAUGGCUGCACUCAAGGGUCUUGAGUCGAGCAGUGAUUCUCUCGGUUUACCUUGUUUACCUUCAGCGCCGACCACCAAACCGGUUGAUAAGCAUAAGCAGCCUGUCACUGGCAAAGGGUCUGCGACAGGAGCAUUGCAGAGGUAUACGGAUGGGGAAAUGGAUACGUGGUGUGUUAUAUGUCAAGAUGAUGCGGUGGUGAUAUGUGUGGGUUGUGAUCGGGACUUGUAUUGUGCUAGGUGUUGGACGGAAGGCCAUAUGGGGCCGGAUGCUGGGCUUGAGUUUAGGGGGCAUCAGUGGAGGAAAUGGGAUGCAUCUACGAGUAGAUAG
This is a messenger RNA of Sclerotinia borealis F-4128, 1167 nucleotides long. The record is from the annotation of a GenBank genome assembly. Lineage: Eukaryota; Fungi; Ascomycota; Leotiomycetes; Helotiales; Sclerotiniaceae.